GUGCCCUGCGUGUAUGUGCAUUGCUCGCCGAUCCGGAGGCGUGUGCAGGUGUGUCAGGUGGAGGCCGGAAGACGGGGAGGGGGCGUGGACUUCGCUUCUUCGGCAGCAGCUACCAGCGGGUGGGGCCGGCAGAGCCCAGCUAACCCCAGAACCCCGGGCUCCUCUGGAAGUGCUCCCAGCGCCAGGCCAUGAGGAAUACCAGCAAGGAAGUGCAGAGCACCACUCACCGCUACGCUCCCUGCGAUUGGUAUUACCACCUGCCUGCGAAGCGCUCUGAGAAGGCCAUGGAUGCCCCACCAGCAUCUCAGAUUCCAGGGCUCAGCAAAUUGGGCGACUCACAAAAUGGGCACUUGCCUGGGAUGCGGAGGUACUGGAUAAAAGAAACAGACUCGGAAUACGUGAAGCUUGCAAAGCAAGGUGGCAGACCUGAUUUGCUGACCCACUUUGUUCCUGGGAGCAGGAAAGGUUCUCCUGUGACCUACUCCCUGCCAGACUGGUAUAUCCACCACAGCAAGCCUGCUACCGCCCAGCAGCGCGAAGUCCCUGUGGUCUCCAUGCCAGAUUACAUGGUGUAUGAAGAAUUCAACCCCAAUCAGGCCAACGGGAGCUACGAAUCCAGAAGAGGCCCCUUCGAUUUUGACAUGAAAACAGUUUGGCAAAGAGAGGCCGAGGAACUUGAGGAGAAAAAAAAGGUGAAGCUGCCCGCCAUCCACGCAAAGCACUCCAGCAAAGCGGGGACCCCGACGGGCUCCAAAGAAUCCUCGGGAAGCCGGCUCUCCUUCCCUCCCAUGCCUGGUCAAAAAACCAAUUCACCAACAAACUUCUCCAAGCUUAUCAGCAAUGGCUAUAAGGAUGAGUGGUUACAGCAACAGAGGGCAGACUCAGACAUAAAGACCCCGAAGACAUCCAGGACAUCGUCCUCUCAGUCCACACGGGACUCCCAAGCGCCCAAGGAUGCAGAGGCAACACCAGACGCAGAGGCUCCUGAAGGCUCUGAGAAAGCUCAAGAGUCUUCUCCUCCAAGCCCAGGAGCUUCUCCAUCUGAAUCGACUCCGGCAGAGCUCAAAUAAACCCAGAUGUCACAUUCAGGAUCACCUUUUUAAGUAGCUCACCACGGUGUGACUAGGUCGAAGCUGUAUUUAUAAGGCACUCGUUAUAUUUUAUUAGUAUAGACUCUUACAGAACCGUAUAUCUCACAGCAUACACACUAUCUCUGAGGCACAGCUAGGGAAAACACUGUUUUUUUUUUCCCCCCUCCCAUUUCUCUGGGGUGCUGAACGUGGGCUUAGAAGGAGGUGCCACCACCACGAUCUCUGGGACCUUUCACUCUGCCAGCCUGGUGACCUCUCAGGACUGGUCACUUCCCCCUGCCAUCCUGGAACUGCACCUCCAGGAUUCACCAUGUGGGUGCCUCCUCUGAGAUUCUGAACAGGAAGAAACACAGAAUAAGCCUCAGCUUUGUUCUUCUAUUGUUUGGUUCUAUGAUCUUUGUAGAAACACUCUUCCUGUUUAAAAAAAUUAAAAUAUGAUGACAUAGUUUGUAUUAAAAAUAUUAUGCCUUGAAGUUUUCUAUGCUCAAUAGAAAACAUUAUAACAUUUACUAGUUUAAUUUUUUUGCCAAUGCUGUGAGCAUAACUACAGUUUAAAAUAUGAAGCAUUUCUUAUUUUAUAUCUUUUCAUUGGAGAUGUGCUUCAUAGACUUAAAGCAAAGCUUUGAAAUAAUCAGCGGAGUGCUUUAGUUUUAUAAAAGUUAUUGCUUGCGUAUUAGAAAUUUGCAUUCAAAUAUACUUAAAAGUUUUAUAUCUUUAAUUCAUUAAUUUUUUGGACAGCUAAUUUUUUUAGGAAGCCAAAUAAGGUCACAGACAUUUGUACCUUCUUUCCUGGAAUGACUUUAUCAUGCGCUUGCUCAGCUAAAACUCAAGUUUCAUAUUAGAACUCUAACUGAGCUGUUUAAUGGAACAUUCACGUGUCCAUUGUAUAAUCACAAGGAUGUUGCUGUGGAAGAAUAUGUAUGCGAUAUGUAAAGAAUGGGAAUGGCUGUACAUAUGGAAUAAAAAUGAUAAACCACACAGGA
Dipodomys spectabilis (banner-tailed kangaroo rat) is the source of this 2074-nucleotide messenger RNA. It is a transcript of the gene CUNH7orf57, whose product is annotated as chromosome unknown C7orf57 homolog. The record is from RefSeq and is a predicted model, not a curated record. The coding region runs from base 189 to 1070 and encodes 293 amino acids. The transcript is spliced from 8 exons. Lineage: Eukaryota; Metazoa; Chordata; Mammalia; Rodentia; Heteromyidae.